AUGUCGACGAAGCGUAACUCAAAGGAAGAUUUAGCCGGCGAUGAAGCCUUAGAUGAAGUAAAUAAACACAUCAAAGAAGCUUUCGACAUUCUGAAGCGUGAGACGAACAAGCUUCGCAAGGAAAGAAAUGCGUUUGACGAGGUGGCAAGGAAGCUCGAACAUGUUCAUUUCUCGACCAUGCUGAAACUUAAUGUCGGUGGCCAUUUUUUCUCCACAAGUUUGGCGACUAUGACUAAAGAUCCAGGUACUUUAUUGAAGCAAGUUUUGAUUUUGAACUAAGGAGUCAGAUCUAGCUGUUUGAUGUACUGUACAAAGUUCGCUUUCCUUCAAUUGUUUAUCCAUAAAUUCAAAUCCUGUUUGCAUCCGCAGCUGUUUAAGUAGUCGAGAGAAUUCGAUUUUAAAGUCCAUUGUUCAAAACGAUACUAAUGUUUUACAGGCUGACUUCUGAAAUUCCACCUGCGUCUCUAUGCUUGUUUAAAAACGAGCAGAUAUGUGGAACGCAGUCUUAAAUAAUCCGCCAUUACUUCUAGUCAACUGAAUACACCACAGUAAAAACAUUUUUGAUACGGUUGAAUGCAGCUUGCUUCGUGAUGUUCGAUGCCGCACGCCAAAUUGGGUAUAUGUAGUUGAUUAUUUUUGAAAAAAAAAGGAUUAAGGUAUAUUAGAAAGGUUUUGUUCAUCUUGUUUUCACAGGGUCCAUGUUACAUGCCAUGUUUUCAGGCAGAUUUGACACAAAACCUGGCGAGGAUGGAUCUUACUUCAUCGAUCGAGACGGAACACACUUCCGACAUAUCUUAAAUUAUCUUCGCACUGGGAAACUCGUCUUACCGGACGAUAAAGUCGUUCGGAAGGAGCUGUUAAGCGAGGCGGAAUUCUACCAAAUCGAUGGGAUACUCAAAGAGUUGAAAGCAUAUCCGCUUAAAGAUUCUGCAAUUCUCUCUUCAGAACAGCGCGAAACCCUGGUGGACUGGUUGAAAGACACUCGCGAAAGCUUAGGCGACGAUUACGUGUUGUUAUACCGAGCUUCUCGCAAUGGAUGGGCCGCCUCUGACUUCCACUCGUGUUGUGAUAACAAAGGACCAACAGUUACAGUGAUAAAGAGCGGAAAUUACAUAUUUGGAGGAUAUACUGGGCAGUAAUGGCAAUCUCCAAGUAAGAGGUCUUUCUGUCGGCCCUAUUGAAUCAAACUGCAUUACUCCCCCUCCCCCCCCCCUUUAUGAUAAAAUAUCCCAUCUUUGCUCUCAAAUUUGCUGUUUGCUUUCCAUUUACAUGUAAAUUACAGAAGUAAGAAGUCUUAUGCUUGGGAACUUCUAUCUUUUUCUUCUUUUCUUUUUGGGGAAAUAUAACGAUGAUUCUGCCAAAACACCAAAAAACUUAAAUCGAUCAGAAAGUGAUACCUUUACAAUCGAUCUAGUUCUAUAAAAAACAUCCAAAUGAGAACUUCCUAGCAUACAGCCCAAACCUCAUCUUAAGAACCUUUUAGUAAGCUUUCUGCUUUCAAAACUUCAACAAAAACUAAUGGAAGAUUCAGUCAACCGCCCCUCUCCCCCCUCCUUUCUUGUACGGUGAGUCAGCUUGCUUACAUCUCUGAGAGAUAAACCCUUUUGACCGACCGUUCAAUGAAAACAUCAGGUUUUGUAGGACUCCCUAAUACCAUGAAUAAUGCAUUGAUGUCUUUGAUGUUGUUGUCGCUGCAUUUUUAUUUUGUUUUAUAAUAAAGUUCGGAUAUAACGCGCGCUGUCAUUGGUCGAAAAAGCGUGCUCUAUGAGAGUAUAGAGCAUAGAGCUGAGCUAAAGCUGUCACGCCAUCUGCCAAUUGUACUAUGUUCGACCUUUUCCGGGACUUCUUUUUAGCUUUUUCCCGAUAAUUUAAAGUGAAAUUUCGGAACAAGCGAGCCGGCAAGUAGUAACAGAAGAACCAAAGAAAGGUUUGUAAACAAACCAGGCGUCGUUAUUUACGCUAUUAAAACGUGGGCAGAUACGAAAAUCCUCAAAGGAAAAACAAAAUAGACAUUCCGAGUUUUAAAGAUUUUCACGCUUAGUUAGAUUGCAAGCUUACGUACGGUAAUGAAAAUCAAACACAGCCAACACUCGUAUAGUAUAUAAAGUUCAGAGUUCAAAAACAAAACAGAACAAAACAGAAAUGAUGAAAAAUAUAACCAAACUGGCAUAAUUGUUAAAAUUCAUACUAAUCAUGACGGUGUCUGAGCAAAUAUGAUCAUGCUGAAGUCCAUCGCGGUUCACUUAUCAUGCCGCCCUUCGAGUGAAAAAAUAAGAGCUCGCUCUUAUAUCCUUUCCAAUGUGUUGAGUGGAAAGUCACUUCAGUCACUGCAGCCGAGUUUUGCGGCGCUGUCAUCCCGAGCGAUCUUCAUGUUCCGGUGAAUUCGGCUGUCGUUCAUUUAAAAAACACUCGCCUUGAACAGUUUGUUUUCUACCUUGUCAUGUGAAAAAACCCGCGUGUUUUUAUGAGCCAUAAUUCGAUUGAAGUUCACUGAAUAUUUCACUUCAAGAUUCUGAAUUAAAAACUUCAGUCAAAAGCGUUAAAUUCGACCUGUCGAAUUAUUUUAGUUUGUAAACUAUCGCAGAGUGUGAACUUUGAUGGUUUUUGAACUUUGAUGGUUUGACACUUUUGACAGCUUUUGUCUUGUACAGCCAAUCAGAUUAUUUGAACUAUUCUAACAGGGAUUCUGAUUGGCUUAUUGUAGCGUGCUCUAUGAGAGUAUAGAGCAUGCUGACGACACUGUUCUUCGCUUUGGAAAUAAAGUUUGUUUUGAAAAUAACGGAUUCUUUAUAUAAAACAAAUAGAAAAGCCUUGACUGUGCUAUGUUCAGCACUCAAGAAGUGGGAAGAAAUAACAGAACAGAGCACAGUCAAGGCUUCUCUAUUUGUUAAUUUAUGUUUGUUUUGUUUUGUUUUUUUUGUUUUCUUCUUUGUUAAUUUUGUUUUGUUUUGUUUUUUUUUUAGUGUGUCUGUGUUUUUUUUUUCGUUUGAGAGGGACUUCGAUCUCAAUACAGGGUUGUUUUUUUUCGUUUUUUUUUUGUUGUACAUUUUAAAUUAGCUGUUACCAUUGCAUAGUCAAACCAGUCUUCGAUAAGAAAAAUAUUUCUAGAGCUGAACACUAAGUCUCCUUUAUUUUAAGGAAGUGAACUUCUGUCUCAUCUCAGAGUAAGCUAAAGGCAGCGUUAUUUGUUAGAGGUCGUGAUGCGCUGAAAUGAAAAUGAUAGCUCAAGCUACAAGUACAGGCGUUAAUUAUUGCUGUGACAAUUUCUUGUACAAUCAAUGUAACUCAGUAAAUAUCUUUUAUCAGAUACUGAAUCGUACAAAAGAGCACCAGGUUCAUUCCUGUUCAGCCUUGUCAAUGCCAGUGGCUUGCCACCAACAAAGAUGCCUUUGAUAGAUGGUAAGGAAGGAAAUGCCAUCUACUGCUACAGUAGCUAUGGUCCAGGAUUUGGAGCUGGAAAUGAUCUUUGCGUUUCAAAUUGUCCAAAUUCCCACGGCUGCGCCGUUAACCUUGGAAAUACAUACCAGUGCCCAGCAGGUCAGAAUGGUAACUUUUUUUUAGCAGGAAAUCCAAACUUCACUGUGAAUGAAAUGGAGGUGUUUGCGCUCGAAAAUUAAAGGCGUUGUUGCCAUUUUUUCCUUCCUGAUGAGACUAAAACUGAUUCGGUAAACGUUUGCCAGUGACUAGUUUCCUCUUAGUCGUGUUGUUGUUAAUAAAUUUUGUUAUUGUUACCAGAUUGAAGAAGUAAGAGGCUUUCAAAGCUCUAACCUUUUGUUGUACUUAUUUGGCUUGUGAACGAUCGACUCUUGUUUCUAUUUAUAUUUCAAGAAUUGUUUAUCAGACAAUUAAGUGCGUUGUUAUUACUUUGAACAAGAUUGAAUUAUUAAACGUUUGCAAAAACUGGGAUGACUGCAGAUCCGUGAAGAUAUUAACUGGAAGGUGGUGUAUUAACAAACAUAAUCAAAACUAUAACAAAACUUUCGAACAAAAUUGGUUAUCACCAGUUCGAUUUGAGCACCUGCUUGUAGUUGGAGUGAAUGUCGCACAUUUUUCCCAGUUAAAAUUCUGGCCCCGGUUGUACAAAGGUUGGAUAGCUCUAUCCACGGGAUAAAUCUUUAUCCGGUGGAUAACGCCACACAUUCUGUAAUUUCGUAUCCGCAGGAUAGCAAUUUAUCUGUUAGAUUGCGUUAUUUUUAUUAAAUGAAAGCGUAUAACCGAUGUCGAGUUUCUUUCUCAAAUUUUUUCAUAGUUUUGAUUGUCAAAUCGGACUCCAACUUCGCGUUCGUUCGCGCAGUCAGUUGGACUCCACUCAGUCCUAUUACCAUUAUAAAUCGAAUGCAGGUUGCUCAUAUAUAAAUCAUGAUAAAAUUGCAAGAGGUUAAGGCACCUAACACCCAUGGCCUGUUACAGGUGUCUAGUAAACGGUGCGAUAGUAGCGGAGAAGAGAAAAAGCGAGGGGUCCGGGCUGAAGUCAUAAAUUUCAACUUAAACAAGGAGAGAGGAAUCGGUCGAACCUAAAUUUGGUUUAGGUCUCACGCAAUAAAAAAGGCUGGGUUGUGCUAUCACAAGUAGGAGGCAGAAAAAAACCGCGAGAAUCUUAAAUUUAUUUUGCUUUAGGAAUUGUGUAAGCUUCAGUUUCUUGGAAAGUCGCGGUCACUAAGUUAAAGUAAAAGAACAAAGUGGCUAAAUCGGUGCACUAUCCCGAAACAGUCCAAAAAAAAAUUCAAAAUGUGUAGCUUGAUGAAAACCUAGACAUAAGAAAAUGCCUUCGUAGGCGUCUAACCUGAAUUGUGACCUAUUUACCAAGCAAAAAAUGGUACACAUUUGAACGCAACAGAUUUAUUGUAGAAGCCUUGUUUCACCUGGAAAUGUUAAUAUAUUAGUUAGAGCACUGAUUUAUUUUAGAAAUUUUCUCAGCAAUGUUAUCCCACCAACGCCACGGUACAGUUUCUUCAGAAAUUUAGCUCCAUUACCUAUGGCAGAAUUCGGUUUAACCGUUCUGUCUCGAAGACACCAUAUUCGCACUAACAGCGUAAUUCAUUCUUUGCAUAUAAACACACUUACAAUCCACAAUUCCUCCAAUCGCUCUGACGAAGGGCUAACGCCCGAGAAGUCAGCUUUUAAAAUAUUUAUGGUGGCCAAUUUACGUUUUCAACUCAGUUGAUAAUACUAAAUUACCCUGUUAUACUCUCCCACCGACGCAGCACCACAGUUUCUUUAGAAACUUACCCUCUUUAUUCAUUUGUCUUGUAGACGUCGGACUAAGUCUUGAAAAAACCGGCAAUUUUUAACAAAUGAAUGAAUCCCUCCUCAGAGCCGGCAUCCUGUAGCUUAUAUUGACCGUCCAAAUUACCUUACAUUAGCCCCAAAUUACCAAACAUAGCUUCUUUGAAUUUAAGCACAGGCUGCCCAAGCUCACGUCCCGAGAAAAAGCAAACGAUUAAUUCAUGAAGGCGUCACGCUUUGUGUGACUCGAGCUUAAGUUACCAUAGAAACCGUUGAUAAUUGGACUCGUUUUAAGGAAUAGUUUGGGGAACGAAAUACAAUCGAUUUACAACGAUAAAUAUUUCGAAAUAUGAACAUUUUACAUGUAAAAUGAAUAGAAGUUACUCAAAGAGGCGAACCCCUUUUUGCGUGACAACAGAAAAAGGGUUAAGUAAGGUAAUUUGAAAUAAAAAGUCGGCGCAGUGUCUGAAACAGAAACCGGGAAAUUGCAUUUAUUACGGGUCAGCGUAAUUAAUCAUCGACUUUAUCAUGUUGAUUUAAGACUUCCCUUGUAAUUACAUGCAUUGUUUCGUUCUAUUGUCUGUUUUGUCCAAGGAGCAUUUUGUCAUACACUUUAAAUUCAACUUUGUACUUUGUAUAAAUCAGAACUGAAGAUGACAGAAGAACUUUCGAAACAUGUUUUUAAAAGAGGUCGUAUAUUUUCUUAAAUUCGUGACAUAUUUGCUGCUAUCCAGACCUUUUGGCAGAAUCACAGUUAUUGAUAAUCAACGUUUUCCAAUAUCCAAUUAAUUUUCAUGCAUUGCGUGACUCGAAGUCAUUUAUGCAUAAUGAAAUUGAUACACCCAUAAAUUUCCGAGAAAUCAACUUACCGAGAAUCAAAGCAACACGCAAAUUCUAAGAAAAGACGAUAUAUCUCGGGCUUCUCAGGAAAAACAUUGAUUUCGUCACCUGUCCUUUUGUAUAACCCACUUGAAUUAAGAUGUCGACAAAGCGUAACUCAAAGAAAGAUUUACCCGACGGUGAAGCCUUAGACGAAGUGAAUAAACACAUCAAAGAAGCUUUCGACAUUCUGAAGCGUGAGACGAACAAGCUUCGCAAAGAAAGGAAUGCGUUUGACGAGGUGGCAAGGAAGCUCGAACAUGUUCAUUUCUCGACCAUGCUGAAACUUAAUGUCGGUGGCCAUUUUUUCUCCACAAGUUUGGCGACUAUGACUAAAGAUCCAGGUACUUUACUGAAGCAAGUUUUGAUUUUGAACUAAGGAGUCAGAUCUAGCUGUUUGAUAUACGGUACAAAGUUCGCUUUCCUUCAAUUGUUUAUCCAUAAAUUCAAAUCCUGUUUGCAUCCGCAGCUGUUUAAGUAAUCGAGAGAAUUCGAUUUUAAAGUCCAUUGUUCAAAACGAUACUAACGUUUUACAGGCUGACUUCUGAAAUUCCACCUGCGUCUCUAUGCUUGUUUAAAAACGAGCAGGUAUGUGGAACGCAGUCUUAAAUAAUCCGCCAUUACUUCUAGUCAACUGAAUACACCACAGUAAAAACAUUUUUGAUACGGUUGAAUGCAGCUUGCUUCGUGAUGUUCGAUGCUACACGCCAAAUUGGGUAUAUGUAGUUGAUUAUUUUUGAAAAAAAAAAAAGGAUUAAGGUAUAUUAGAAAGGUUUUGUUCAUCUUGUUUUCACAGGGUCCAUGUUACAUGCCAUGUUUUCAGGCAGAUUUGACACAAAACCUGGCGAGGAUGGAUCUUACUUCAUCGAUCGAGAUGGAACACACUUCCGACAUAUCUUAAAUUACCUUCGCACUGGGAAACUCGUCUUACCGGACGAUAAAGUCGUUCGCAAGGAGUUGUUGAACGAGGCAGAAUUCUAUCAAAUCGAUGGGAUACUCGAUGAGUUGAAAGCAAAUCCGUUUAAAGAUUCUGCAAUUCUCUCCUCAGAACAGCGUGAAACCCUGGUAGAUUGGUUGAAGGACACACGCGAAAGCUUAGGCGACGAUUACGUGUUGUUAUACCGAGCUUCUCGCAAUGGAUGGGCCGCCUCUAACUUCCACUCCUGCUGUGAUAACAAAGGACCAACAGUUACAGUGAUCAAGUAUGGAAACUACAUAUUUGGUGGAUAUACUGAGUAGCCAUGGCAAUCGCCAAGUAAGAGACCUUUCUGUCAGCCCCAUUGAAUCAAACUCCUUUACUCCCCCCCCCUUAUGCUAAUAUUUUGGCUUUUGGCUUCAAAUUUGCUGUUUACUUUCCAUUUACAGGUUAAUUACAGAAGCAAGAAGUCUUUUGCUUGGGAACUUCUAUCCUUUUUCUUCUUUUCUUUUUGGGAAAAUGUAGUGAUGAUUCUGCCAAAAUAUAAAAAAAAAACUUAAAUCGAUCAGAAAAUGAUUCUUUUACAGUCGAUCCAGCUCUACAAAAAACUCCCAAAUGAGAGCUUCCUGGCAUACAACACAAACCUAAUCUUAAAAACCUUCUUAGCUAUCUUUCUGCUUUCACAACUUCAUUAAAAACUAAUGGAAGAUUCAGCCAACCGCCCCCCUGCCCCCUCCUUUCCUGUACGGUGAGUCAGCUUGCUCACAUUUCUUAGGGAUAAACCCUUUUGACUGACAGUUCAAUGAAAUAUCAGGUUUUCUAGGACUCCCUAAUACCAUGAAUAAUGCAUUGAUGUUUUUGCUGUUGUUGUUGCUGUAUUUUUAUUUUGUUUUUUUGGCUGUUUUGUCUUGUCUUGUUUUGUUUUUGUUUUUGUUUUUGUUUUUAUUUUCGUUUCAGAGGGACUUCUAUCUUAUGACAGGGUUGUUUUUUUUUUGUAUAUUUUAAGCUAGGUGUUACCAUUGGAUAGUCAAACCAUAGUCUUCGAUGAGAAACAUCUUUCUAAAGUUGAACACCAAGCCUCCUUUAUUUUAAGGAAGUGAACUUCUGUCUCAUCUAGAGUAAGCCAAGGGCAGAGUGAUUUUCUAGAGGUCGUGAUGCACUGACAUGAAAAUGAUAGCUCCAGCUACAAGCACAAGCGUUAAUUAUUGCUGUGACAAUUUCUUGUCCUGGUUUUGUCCCUAUUUGCUAUCGAGAAUUAUUAUACAACCAAUCUAACUCAGUAAAUAUUUUUUACCAGAUACUGCAUCGUACAAAAGAGCACCAGGUUCUUUCCUGUUCAGCCUUGUCAAUGCCAGUGGCUUGCCACCAACAAAGAUGCCUUUGAUAGAUGGUAAGGAAGGAAGUGCCAUCUACUGCCACAAUAGCUGUGGUCCAGUAUUUGGAGGUGGAAAUGAUCUUUGCGUUCCAAAUUGUCCAAAUUCUUACAACUGCUCCGUUAACCUUGGCAAUACAUACCAGUGCCCAGCAGGUCAGAAUGGUAACCUUUUCUUAACAGGAAGUCAAAACUUCGUUGUGAAUGAAAUGGAAGUUUUUGUGUUCGAAAAUUAAAGGCAUCGUUGUCAAUUUUCUCUUCCUGAUGAGACUACAACAGAUAUUGUAAACGUCAGCUAGAGACUAAUUUCCUCUUAGUCAUGUUGUUUUUAGUAAAAUUUGUUAUUGUUACCUGAUUGGAGAAGUAAGAGGCUUUUAUAACCUUUUUGUUGAACUGAUCUGACAUGUGAGGGAUCGUUUCUUGCUUUUGAUUUUUUGAAGAAUUGUUUGCUAGUCAUUUAAGUGUGUUGUUGUUACUUGAACAAGAUCGAGUUAUUAAAACAAACGUUUGCGAGGACUGUUUCUGUGCUGGAUUGACAAACAUAAUCAAAAACUAUAACAAAAUUAUCGAAAAUGAAUGGUUACCGCCAGCCUGAUUUGAGCACUAAUAAGACAGUGAACGCGCCAUGCUUGUAAUUGGACAGUGUAACAGGACAAAUUAACCUCAUGUGCGCGCGCUGUUGCGCGCCUUUCGCCUCGUUAAAAUUCAACUGGGCCCUAUUGUUGUUGUUUUUGUUUUGGUUAAUGAAAGUGCAUAACCUAUGACAAGUUUCAAACUUAAAUUUUGUCAUAGUUUUGAUUGGCUUCCUCUUCGCGUUCAUCCACUCAGUCAGUUGGACCCCGCUCAGUCCUAUUACCAUUAUAAGCCGAAUGCGGGUUGUAUAUACAUAUAAAGCUCUAUAAAAGCGCAAAAGAUGCCUAACAUCCAUGACACUAGGAAGGGCACAAAUAUGUUUAACGGUCCAGCAAGUGUUAGGCGUUCAAUCUGUAAAACAAAACCUGGAUCAAUAUCAGUAUCUGGGCAACCGCCCACCUACCCUUCCCUUAACUCAACAACAGUCAAUUGAUAACAAGUUAGGGUUAAUGUUGGGUUAGGCGAGGGGUAGGUGGGCAGUUGCCCAGAUACUGAUAUUGAUCCCAAAGCUCUUUAAUAAACAGCGAAGAGCUAAAGUCAGGGCAGUGUGGGAAUUUAUGAGCAUGGUUAGGAUGUUUCCUAGUGAUAAAUUUUCAACUUAUUCAAAGGGAGAGGAAUCAGUCCAACCUAAAUUUGGUCUUACAUAAUGAAAAUGCUGCUAUCUGCUAUCACAAGUAGGAGACAUAAAAAAGAAGAUCGUGAAAACCUGAAAUUUAUUUCGCAGAAUAUAUUUUUUGUAAGUUUCUAAAGGUCGCUUUUACUACCUUGAUGUGAAAACAUCAAAGUUUGUAAAGGAGCAGAUUAUCCCGAAAUAGCCAAAUAGAUUUUGAAACUGUGUAGCUUCAUCAAAAUAUAAAGAGAAGAAAACGUCCUCGUAGGCAUCUAUCCAGAGUUAUGACCUGUUCAUCAGACAAAAAUGAUAUUUAUUUGAACUUAACAGCUUUCUUGUAGAGGCCUUAUCUCUCCUGGAAACGUUGAUUUAUUGCCUAGAGCACUGUUUUUUUAAGAUAUCUUCUCGGCAAAGGUACCUUCAGUUCUGACAAAGGGCUAACGUUCGAAACAUCGGCUAUUGAAAUUCAUCACAAUUUGCAUUAUCAACUCAGAGCUGGUUUUGGUUUAACCGUUCUGUCUUGAAGACACCAUUAAUAGCGUAGCUCUAUUUCCUGCAUAUAAACACACACAGACAACUCACAGUUCCUCCAAUCGCUCUAACUGAGGGCUAACGCUCGAGACGUCAGCUUUAAAAUCUUUAGGGUGGCCAAUUUACGCUAUCAACUCAGUUGAUAAUACUAACUGAAUUACCCUGCUAUACUCUUCCACCGAUGCAGCACCACAGUUUCUUCAGGACUGAACCCCUCUAUUCAUUUGUGUUUUAGACGUUGACCCAUGACUAAUCAGAUCGGUCAAGCGUUUAAUAUAAGCUACAAGAAGCCGGCUCUGAGGAGGGAUUCAUUAUUGUUUUUAAUUAAAAAAUUUACGCAGUUUUUUUUUUCAGCGGAUACUUACUUUUGUCGAUCCAAUCAAAUUAGAAAACUACAAAACAAAUUUUCAAGCUUAGAGUAAUGCAUCGUUUCUAUCUCUUGUACAAUUCUUCAUAAAUUUUAGUGCUUUCCUCGUCAUGCCCUACCUUAAGGAGGCUCCGUAAGAUUUUUUGACCGCGCGAGAUCUGGGUGGGAACAUAGCACAAGCUUUAAAAGUGUCAACAUGCAAAACAAACAUGGCGGCUCGAUAAGAUCGCACGAUUGUUAUCUGAAAAAGUGUGUUAAAAACAGUUUAACACAAUGCAUUUUUUUUAUGCGAUGGAAUCUAGGGUUUCCAGUAACUGCACCCGUAAUAUUCAUAGGCCUUGUGCGCCUGAAAAAGAGAUCAACCGAAAAGGAAACACUGUGGGAAAGACUGCCAAAAGGCGACAGAUUCGAAAGUCUACGCAAGCUUAGAUACCGAUCUUGGCGAAAGUUCAUUCCAUUACGUAACGUUUUAAGACAAAGAAAAUAGAGAUCUUUCAAGUGAGAUUUAUCGCGUUUCCUUAGGUGGAAUUUCCUAAGGUUUGAUGGACCAUCAACCAUAUUUGUGCCCUUUCUAGUGCCUGUUAAUAAAAAAAUACGACCAAGUUAUAAAAUUUCAAAUAGCGAGGAAACUGCCUUUUUAAACCUAUUUUUUUCGGCUUUUAAAUGAUCGGCAGGACGAUAUUUACAAAUUAUGAAAAUUUUGAAAGAUUUCAUGGAAACAAAUUUAAAAAAAUCAAAGACAAAGCCAAAUUAUCGAUGGCGAGCGCCUCCCUUCGUGGAGUCUUAGCUUAUUGAUGAAAAUCAUUUCGGUGAUAUUUACCACAGCAGGUGAUAGUCCGAACUUUGCUCAGAGCCUCUAAAUGGCUUUAAGUGACCUUGAAAAGCGAAAAAAUAAACAUUUUUUAGAAAAUUCGUUGCACUGACGCGCACGCCGACAUUUUUAAAAACCCUUUGGAGCAUCCUUAACUGUUAUUGUCUCCUCUGUGCAUUUUGUUUGAUUUUAUCUAUUUCAUUCUAUAGUGGGUUUUUUGCAUAGUCAGUAGUGUUCAGCUUAAAAUUGUGUAACUAUAUAAACACAGUUUUUGCUAAUUAGCGUUUUCCAAGUAAUUAAUACAUGAUGAAAUUGAUACACCCAUAAAUUUCCAAGAAAUCGGAUUCUGAGAAUAGAAAAAAUAUCUCGGGCUUCUCGGAAAAAAAAAAAAAAAAAAUUUCGGUACCUGUCCUUUUGUUUGACUCACUUGGAUUAAGAUGUCGUCGAAGCGUAACUCAGAGAAAGAUUUACCCGACUUUGAAGCCUUAGAUGAAGUAAAUAAACACAUUAAAGACGCUUUCGACAUUCUGAAGCGUGAGACAAACAAGCUUCGCAAGGAAAGAAAUGCGUUUGACGAGGUGGCAAAGAAGCUCGAGCAUGUUCAUUUCUCGACCAUGCUGAAACUCAACGUCGGAGGCCAUUUUUUCUCCACAAGUUUGGCGACUAUGACUAAAGAUCCAGGUACUUUGAAGCAAGUUUUAAAUUUUGAACUAAGGACUGAGAUCUAGCUGGUUGAUAAACUGUAAAAAGUUUGCUUCCACUCAACUGUUUAUCCAUAAAUUCAAAUCCUACUUGCGUCCGCAGCAGUUUUAGUAGUUGAGAGAAUUCGAUUUUAAAGUCCAUUGUUCGGAACGGUACUUCCGUUUUGCAUGCCGAUUUCCGAGCUUUUACCUGCGUCUUUACGCUUGUUUAAAAACGUACAGGCAUGUGGAACGCAGUCCUAAAUAAUCCGCCAUUACUUCUAGUUAACUCACUACAUCACGAUGAAAACAAUUUUGAUAUGGCUGACAAUAGUUUGCCAUGUGAUGUACGAUGCCACCCGCCAAACUGGGUAAACGAAGUUGAUUAUAUUUUAAAAAAAGGAUUAAGGUAUUAAAAGGAGGUUUUUUCAUCUUGUUUUCACAGGUUCCAUGUUUCAUACCAUGUUUUCAGGCAGAUUUGACACAAAACUAGGCGAGGAUGGAUCUUACUUCAUCGACCGAGAUGGAACACACUUCCGACAUAUCUUAAAUUACCUUCGCACUGGGAAACUCGUCUUACCGGACGAUAAAGUCGUUCGCAAGGAGUUGCUGAACGAGGCAGAAUUCUAUCAAAUCGAUGGGAUACUCGAUGAGUUGAAAGCAAAUCCGUUUAAAGAUUCUGCAAUUCUCUCCUCAGAACAGCGUGAAACCCUGGUAGGCUGGUUGAAGGACACACGCGAAAGCUUAGGCGACGAUUACGUGUUGUUAUACCGAGCUUCUCGCAAUGGAUGGGCCGCCUCUACCUUCCACUCCUGUUGUGAUAACAAAGGACCAACAGUUACAGUGAUCAAGUAUGGAAACUACAUAUUUGGGGGAUAUACUGAGCACCCAUGGCAAACGCCAAGUAAGAGACCUUUCUGUCAGCCCCAUUGAAUCAAACUCCUUUACCCCCCCCCCCCCCCAUGAUAAAAUACCCCAUCCUAAUAUUUUGCUCUCAAAUUUGCUGUUUACUUUCCAUUUACAGGCUAAUUACAGAAGCAGAAAGUCUUUUGCUUGGGACCUUCUAUCCGUUUUCUUCUUUUCUUUUUGGGAAAAUGUAACGAUGAUUCUGCCAAAAUAUAAAAAAAAAACUUAAAUUGAUCAGAAAGUGAUUAUUUUACAAUCGAUCUAGCGCUACAAAAAACUCCCAAAUGAGAGCUUCCUGGCAUACAGCACAAACCUAAUCUUAAGAACCUUCUUAGUUAGCUUUCUGCUUUCACAACUUCAUUAAAAACUAAUGGAAGAUUCAGCCAACCGCCCCCCUACCCCCUCCUUUCUUGUAGGGUGAGUCAGCUUGCUCACAUUUCUUAGGGAUAAAUCCUUUUGACUGACAGUUCAAUGAAAUAUCAGGUUUUAUAGGACUCCUUAAUACCAUGAAUAAUGCAUUGAUGUUUUUGCUGUUGUUGUUGCUGUAUUUUUAUUUUGUUUUUUUGGUUGUUUUGUUUUGUCUUGUCUUGUCUUGUCUUGUCUUGUCUUGUCUUGUCUUGUCUUGUUUUUGUUUUUGUUUUUAUUUUCGUUUCAAAGGGACUUCUAUCUUAUGACAGGGUUGUUGUUUUGUAUAUUUUAAGCUAGGUGUUACCAUUGCAUAGUCAAACCAUAGUCUUCGAUGAGAGACAUCUUUCUAAAGUUGAACACCAAGCCUCCUUUAUUUUAAGGAAGUGAACUUCUAUCUCAUCUAGAGUAAGCUAAGGGCAGAGUGAUUUUUUAGAGGUCGUGAUGCACUGACAUGAAAAUGAUAGCUCCAGCUACAAGCACAAGCGUUAAUUAUUGCAGUGACAAUUUCUUGUCCUGGUUUUGUCCCUAUUUGCUACCGAGAACUGUUAUACAACCAAUCUAACUCAGUAAAUAUUUUUUACCAGAUACUGCAUCGUACAAAAGAGCACCAGGUUCUUUCCUGUUCAGCCUUGUCAAUGCCAGUGGCUUGCCACCAACAAAGAUGCCUUUGAUAGAUGGUAAGGAAGGAAAUGCCAUCUAUUGCCACAAUAGCCGUGGUCCAGUAUUUGGAGCUGGACAUGAUCUUUGCGUUCCAGAUUCUCCACAUUCUUACAACUGCUCCGUUAACCUUGGCAAUACAUACCAGUGCCCAGCAGGUCAGAAUGGUAAGCUUUUUUUAACAGGAAGUCAAAACUUCGUUGUGAAUGAAAUGGAAGUUUUUGUGUUCGAAAAUUAAAGGCAUCGUUGUCAAUUUUCUCUUCCUGAUGAGACUACAACAGAUAUUGUAAACAUCAGCUAGAGACUAAUUUCCUCUUAGUCAUGUUGUUGUUAGUGAAUUUUUUUUUUAUACUAGAUUGGAGAAGUAAGAGGCUUUCAAAACCUUUUUGUUGAACUGAUCUGGCUUGUGAACAUUCGUUUCUUGCUUUUGAUUUUCAAGAAUUGUUUAUUAGUCAGUUAAGUGUGUUGUUGUUACUUGAGCAAGACUGAGUUAUUAAAAGAAACGUUUGCGACGACUGUUUCUGUGGUGGAUUGACAAACAUAAUCAAAACUAUAAACCUCGAACGUGAUUGAUUAUCACCAGCCCGAUUUGAGCACUAACAGGACAGUGUACGCGCCAUGCUUGUAUUUGGACAGUGUAGUAGGACAAAUUAACGUCGUGUGCGCGCGCUGUUGCCGAUCAUUUCGCCUCGUUAAUAUUCAACUGGGCCCUAUUGUUGUUGUUGUUGUUGUUUUUUAGGUUAAAGAAAGUGUAUAACCUAUGUCAAGUUUCAAACUCAAAUUUUGUCAUUGUUUUGAUUGACGAAUCGGACUCCCACUUCGCGUUUAUCCACUCGGUCAGUUCGACUCUACUCAGUCCUAUUACCAUUAUAGAUCGAAUGCAGGUUGUAUAUAUAUGUAUAUAUAUAUGAAGCUCGAUAGAAGCGCAAAAGAUACCUAACGCCCAUGACACUAGGAAGGGCUCAAAUAUGUUUAACGGUCCAGCAAAUGUUAGGCCUUCAGUUUGUAAAACAAACCCGGUCAAUAUCAAUAUCUGGGUAACUGCCCACCUAUCCCUCCCCUAACUCAACAACAGUCAAUUGAUAACAACUUAGGGUUAAUGUUGGGUUAGGGGAGGGGUAGGUGGGCAGUUGCCCAGAUACUGCUAUUGAUCCCAAAGCUCUUUAAUAACCAGCGGUGAGCUAAAGUCAGCGCAGUGUGGGAAUUAAAGAGCAUGGCUAAGUUGUUUUCCUAGCGAUAAAUUUUUAACUUAUUCAAAGGGAGAGGAAUCGGUGAAACCUAAAUUUGCUCUUACAUAAUAAAAAUGCUGCUAUCUGCUAUCACAAGCAGGAGACAUAAAAAAAAAAGAUUGUGAAAACCUUAAAUUUAUUUCGCAGAAUAAAUCUUUUGUAAGUUUCUAAAGGUCGCUUUUACUACCUUGAUGUAAAACAACAAAGUUUCUAAGGGGGCAGAUUAUCCCGAAAUAGCCAAAUAAAUUUUGAAACUGUGUAGUUUCAUCAAAAAAUAAAGAGAACAAAACGUCCUCGUAGGCAUCUAUCCUGAGUUAUGACCUGUUCAUGAGACAAAAAUGAUAUUUAUUUGAACGCAACAGCUUUCUUGUAGAGGCCUUGUCUCACCUGGAAAGGUUAAUUUAUUGCCUAGAGCACUGAUUUAUUUUAGAUAUUUUCUCGGCAAAGGUACCUUCAGCUCUGACAAAGGACUUACGCUCGAAACAUCGGCUAUAGAAAUUAAAAAUAAUUUACAUUAUCAACUCAGAGCAGGGUUUAGUUUAACCGUUCCGACUUCGAGACACCAUAUUCGCACCAAUAGCGUAGUUCUAUUUUCUUGCAUAUAAACACACACACACACAACCGACAAUUCCUCUAAUCGCUCUAACGGAGGACUAAUGCUCGAGACGUCAUCUUUAAAAUCUUUAGGGUGGCCAAUUUACGUUAUCAACUUAGAUGAUAAUACUAACUGAAUUACCAUGCUAUACUCUCCCACCGACGCAGCACCACAGUUUCUUUAGGACUGAAUCCCUAUUCAUUUGUCUUAUAGACGUUGACCCAUGACUAAUCAGCUCGGUCAAGCGCUUAAUAUAAGCUACAAGAAGCCGGCUCCGAGGUGGGAUUCAUUGUUUUUUUAAUUAAAAAAUUUACGCAAUUUUUUUUUCAGCGGAUACUUACUUUUGUCAAUCCAAUAAAAUUAGAAAACUACAAAACAAAUUUUCAUGCUUAGAGUAAUGCAUCGUUUCUAUCUCUUGUACAAUUCUUCGUCAAUUUUAGUGCUUUCCUCGUCAUGCCCUACCUUAAGGAGGCUCCGUGGGAUUUUGUGACCGCGCGAGAUCUGGGUAGGAACAUAGCACAAGCUUUAAAAGUGUGAACAUGCAAAACGGCGGCUCGAUAAGAUCGCACGAUUGUUAUCUGAAAAAGUGUGUUGAAAACAGUUUAACACAAUACAUUUUUUUAAGUGAUGGAAUCUAGGGUUUCCGGUAACUGCAUCCGUAAUAUUCAUAAGCCUUUUGCGCCUGAAAAAGAGAUCAACCGAAAAGGAAACACCGUGGGAAAGAUUGCCAAAGGGCGACAGAUUCGAAAGUCUACGCAAGCUUAGAUACCAAUCUUGGCGAAGUUUCAUUCCAUUACGUAAUGUUCUAAGACAAAGGAAAAAGCUGUCUUUCAAGUGAGAUUCAUCGCGUUUCCUUCGAUGGAAUUUCCUAAGGUUUGCUGGACCUUUAACCAUAUUUUUGCCCUUUCUGGUACCUGUUAAUAAAAAAAAUACGACCAAGUUAUAAAAUUUCAAAAUAGCGAGGAAACUGCCCUUUUAAACCUAUUUUUUCUCGGCUUUUAAAUGAUGAGCAGGACAAUAUUUACAAAUUAUAAAAAUUUUGAAAGAUUUCAUAGAAACAAAUUAAAGAAAAUCAAAGACAAAGCCAAAUUAUUGAUGGCGAGCGCCUCCCUUCGUGGAGUCUUAGCUUAUUGAUGAAAAUCAUUUCCAUGAUAUUUACUACAACAAGCGAAAGUCCGAACUUUGCUCAUAGCCUUUUAAUGGCUUUUAGUGACCUUGAAAAGCGAAAACAUAAACAUUUUUUAGAAAAUUCGUUGCACUGACGCGCACGCCAACCUUUUUUAAAAACCCUUUGGAUAUCCUUAUCUUUUAUUGUCUCCUCUGUGCAUUUUGUUUGAUUUUAUCUGUUUCAUUCUAAUAUUGGGUUUCUUGCAUAGUCAGUAGUGUUCAGCUUAAAAUUGUGUAAAUAUUGAAACACAGUUAUUGCUAAUUAACGUUUUCCAAGGAAUUAAUACAUGAUGAAAUUGAUACACCAUAAAUUUCCAAGAAAUCGGAUUCUGAGAAUAGAAAAAAUAUCUCGGGCUUCGGAAAAAAAAAAAAAAAGUUGCUUUCGACACCUGUCCUUUUGUUUGACACACUUGGAUUAAGAUGUCGUCGAAGCGUAACUCAGAGAAAGAUUUACCCGGCUUUGAUGCCUUAGAUGAAGUAAAUAAACACAUUAAAGACGCUUUCGACAUUCUGAAGAGUGAGACAAACAAGCUUCGCAAGGAAAGAAAUGCGUUUGACGAGGUGGCAAAGAAGCUCGAGAAUGUUCAUUUCUCGACCAUGCUGAAACUCAACGUCGGAGGCCAUUUUUUCUCCACAAGUUUGGCGACUAUGACUAAAGAUCCAGGUACUUUGAAGCAAGUUUUGAAUUUUGAACUAAGAAUUGAGAUCUAGCUGGUUGAUACACUGUACAAAGUUCGCCUCCAUUCAAAUUGACAGGCAUGUGAAACGCAGUCCUAAAUAAUCCACCAUUAUUUCUAGUUAACUGCAUCCGUAAUAUUCAUAGGCCUUGUUUAUCCAUAAAUUCAAAUCCUACUUGCGUCCGCAGCUGUUUUAGUAGUUGAGAGAAUUCGAUUUUAAAGUCCAUUGUUCGGAACGGUACUUCCGUUUUGCAUGCCGAUUUCCGAGCUUUUACCUGCGUCUUUACGCUGGUUUAAAAACGGACAGGCAUGUGGAACGCAGUCCUAAAUAAUCCACCAUUACUUCUAGUUAACUCACUACAUCACGAUGAAAACAAUUUUGAUAUGGCUGACUAUAGUUUGCCAUGUGAUGUACGAUGCCACCCGCCAAACUGGGUAAAUGAAAUUGAUUAUAUUUAAAAAAAAGGAUUUAGGUAUUAAAAGGAGGUUUUUUCAUCUUGUUUUCACAGGUUCCAUGUUUCAUGCCAUGUUUUCAGGCAGAUUUGACACAAAACCAGGCGAGGAUGGAUCUUACUUCAUCGACCGAGACGGAACACACUUCCGAUAUAUCUUAAAUUACCUUCGCACUGGGAAACUCGUCUUACCGGACGAUAAAGUCGUUCGCAAGGAGUUGUUGAACGAGGCAGAAUUCUAUCAAAUCGAUGGGAUACUCGAUGAGUUGAAAGCAAAUCCGUUUAAAGAUUCUGCAAUUCUCUCCUCAGAACAGCGUGAAACCCUGGUAGAUUGGUUGAAGGACACACGCGAAAGCUUAGGCGACGAUUACGUGUUGUUAUACCGAGCUUCUCGCAAUGGAUGGGCCGCCUCUUACUUCCACUCCUUUUGUGAUAACAAAGGACCAACAGUUACAGUGAUCAAGUAUGGAAACUACAUAUUUGGAGGAUAUACUGAGCAGUCAUGGCAAUCGUCAAGUAAGAGGCCUUUCUGUCAGCCCCCUUGAAUCAAACUCCUUUACUCCCCCCCCCCCCCCUUAUGAUAAAAUACUCCAUCCUAAUAUUCUGCUCUCAAAUUUGCUGUUUACUUUCCAUUUACAGGCUAAUUACAGAAGCAAGAAGUCUUUUGCUUGGGAACUUCUACCCUUUUUCUUCUUUUCUUUUUGGGAAAAUGUAAUGAUGAUUCUGCCAAAAUAUCAAAAAAAAACUUAAAUCGAUCAGAAAGUGAUUCUUUCACAAUCGAUCUAGCUCUACAAAAAACUCCCAAAUGAAAGCUUCCUGGUAUACAGCACCAACCUAAUCUUGAGAACCUUCUUAGUUAGCUUUCUGCUUUCACAACUUCAUUAAAAACUAAUGGAAGAUUCAGCCAACCGCCCCCCUGCCCCCUCAUUUCUUGUACGGUGAGUCAGCUUGCUCACAUUUCUGAGGGAUAAACCCUUUUGACUGACAGUUCAAUGAAAUAUCAGGUUUUAUAGGACUCCCUAAUACCAUGAAUAAUGCAUUGAUGUUUUUGCUGUUGUUGUAGCUAUAUUUUUACUUUGUUUUUUUGGUUGUUUUGUUUUGUUUUGUCUUGUUUUGUUUUUGUUUUGUUUAUUUUGUUUUUAUUUUCGUUUCAGAGGGACUUCUAUCUUAUGACAGGGUUGUUGUUUUUUUUUGUAUAUUUUCAGCUAGGUGUUACCAUAGUCUUCGAUGAGAAACAUCUUUCUAGAGUUGAACACCAAGCCUCCUUUAUUUUAAGGAAGUGAACUUCUAUUUCAUCUAGAGUAAGUUAAGGGCAGAGUGAUUUUUUAGAGGUCGUGAUGCACUGACAUGAAAAUGAUAGCUCCAGCUACAAGCACAAGCGUUAAUUAUUGCCGUGACAAUUUCUUGUCCUGGUUUUGUCCCUAUUUGCUACCGAGAAUUGUUAUACAACCAAUCUAACUCAGUAAAUAUUUUUUACCAGAUACUGCACCGUACAAAAGAGCACCAGGUUCUUUCCUGUUCAGCCUUGUCAAUGCCAGUGGCUUGCCACCAACAAAGAUGCCUUUGAUAGAUGGUAAGGAAGGAAGUGCCAUCUACUGCCACAAUAGCCGUGGUCCAGUAUUUGGAGGUGGACAUGAUCUUUGCGUUCCAGAUUCUCCAAAUUCCUCCAACUGCUCCGUUAACCUUGGCAUUACAUACCAGUGCCCAGCAGGUCAGCAUGGUAACCUUUUUUUAACAGGAAGUCAAUACUUCGUUGUGAAUGAAAUGGAAGUUUUUGUGCUCAAAAAUAAAAGGCAUCGUUGUCAAUUUUCUCUUCCUGAUGAGACUACAACAGAUAUUGUAAACAUCAGCUAAUGACUAAUUUCCUCUUAGUUAUGUUGUUGUUAGUGAAUUUUUUUUUUUAUACUAGAUUGGAGAAGUAAGAGGCUUUCAAAACCUUUUUGUGGAACUGAUCUGGCUUGUGAACAUUCGUUUCUUGCUUUUGAUUUUCAAGAAUUGUUUGCUAGUCAGUUAAGUGUGUUGUUGUUACUUGAGCAAGACUGAGUUAUUAAAAGAAACGUUUGCGACGACUGUUUCAGUAGAGGAUUGACAAACAUAAUCAAAACUAUAACAAAAUUCUCGAACAUGAUUGGUUGUCACCUGCCCGAUUUGAGCACUAACAGGACAGUGAACGCGCCAUGCUUGUAUUUGGACAGUGUAGUAGGACAAAUUAACGUCGUGUGCGCGUGGUGUUGCUGCGCAUUUCGCCUAGUUGAAAUUCAACUGCGCCCUGUUGCUGUUGUUGUUUUUUAGGUUAAUGAAAGUGUAUAACCUAUGUCAAGUUUCAAACUAAAAUUUUGUCAUUGUUUUGAUUGACGAAUCGGACUCCCCCUUUGCGUUUAUCCACUCAGUCAGUUGGACUCCACUCAGUCCUAUAAACAUUAUAGAUCGAAUGCGGAUUGUAUAUAUAUAUAUAUAAAGGUCGAUAGAAGUGCAAAAUAUAUCUAACGCCCAUGACGCUAGCAAAUGUUAGGCCUUCAGUUUGUAAAACAAAGCCCGGUCAAUAUCAAUAUCUGGGUAACUGCCCAUCUACCCCUCCCCUAACUCAACAACAGUCAAUUGAUAACAAGUUAGGGUUAAUGUUGGGUUAGGCGAGGGGUAGGUGGACAGUUGCCCAGAUACUAAUAUUGAUCCCAAAGCUCCUAGAAAGUCGCUUUUAUUACCUUGAUGUAAAACAAUAAAGUGCUAAAAGGGCGCAUUAUCCCGAAAUAGGAAAAAAAAGUUUAAACUGUGUAGCUUCAUCAUAACAUAAAGAGAAGAAAAUUUCCUCGUAGGCAUCUAUCCUGAGUUAUGACCUGCUCAUCAGACAAAUUAUAUUCAUUUGAACGCAACAGCUUCCUUGUAGUAGCCUUGUCUCUCCUGCAUGGAAAUGUUAAUUUAUUACUUAGAGCACUGAUUUAUUUUAGAAAUUUUCUCGGCAAAGAUACCCCCACCAACGCGGCGGUACAGUUUCUUUAGAAAUUUAACCCUAUUACCCAAGGCAAAAUUUGGUUUAACCGUUCUGUCUCGAAGACACCAUAUUCCCACCACUAGCGUAGCUUAUUUUCUGCAUAUAAGCAAACACCCAACCCACAAUUCCUGCAAUCACUCUGACGAAGGGCUGAUGAUCGAAACGUUAGCUUUUAAACUCUCCACGGUGGCCAAUUUAUCUUAUCAACUCAGUUGAUAAUACUAAAUUACCCUGUAAUACUCUCCUACCGACGCAGCAAUUUUUUUUAGAAAUUUUCCCCUCUAUUCAUUUGUCUUGUGGACGUUAACCCAUGACUAUUCUCGUCGAACUAGGUCUUGAAAAAAACCGACAAAGGCGGUCAAGCGCGUAAUAUAAGCCCCAGGAAGCUGGCUCUGAAGAGGGAUUCAUUAAUUUUUUUUAAAAAAGUUCACACAACAACUAAUUUUCGUAAAUCUUAUCGAUACCUCUGGACGCCCAGGGAUGCUUCAAACCAAUCUUUCGUGUCUUUUGACUGUUUCAAAGGCUUGUAUAAUAAAGUAGCAUGCGAAAUGAAGUGGACGAUAAAACACUUCUGAAUUCUCAUUGCACAGCAUAACUAAACAUCCAGUAGCCCACGUCUAACAGUACCCUCCCCCCUCCCCCCCUACCCCAAGGUGAAAUGGAAGCAAGGGAACAUCCGCGCAAAACUGGCACUAAUCGUUUUCCGUGACGUCACUCUUUUGCAAGAAAAUAUAUAGCCGCUUUUUAUUGGUUAACCCCUUUUGCCGGUUCUUUUGUGAAUUCUGAUUGUCUAGGGUUAGUAAUUUUUUUUUUUCACUCUUACGAACAGGAUGGUGCACAAAAGCUUGCAUGGUCAACUUUUUAGACAAAAGCGAUCUAUGACGAGGUUUUAAGGUAGUUUGUGUGACUCUUGGAUGGAAAAAUUUCAAGAAGAACAGCGGAAAGCCAUCGAUAUCUUUUUUGAAGGUAACGAUGUGUCUCUUUCGUUUCCAAAUGGCUUUGGAGAAUCUUUAAUAUAUCAAGCGGCGCCAGUAAUUCAUCGGCUUUCUUCUCUAAAAGAAACCAGUGACUAUAUUAUUUGUGCUGCCCGUUAAAGCUCUCAUAGAAGACCAGGUGCACUAUCUUAAUGAACUUGGGCCAGAGGAUCGUCCACCUUCAACUUUCGGUCUCUUUGCGAACAGUGCCGCGAUGCUAUGAAAUCUAGUUUGGUAAGCGCAAUGAUGAUCGAACAUCGUCCGCUCGUAAUCUUUUCCUAUAUUCUUGGAGCAAACUAAAGUAUUUAUUUGAACUCGGACGCUGAAUUGCAAAUUUACCCGAAAAAUGGAAAAUGAAUUCACUUCAAUGUUGUUGUUUAUCUCGAUAAACUUUCACGCUAACACGUUCCACCUCGCAAAAUGUAUCAUCAAGUUAUAUAAUUCUGCAUAGCUUAGAGUGACGUCACUUGACACGAUUCGUGUCGGGUUUGCGUGGACCUUCCCUCGCUUCCUUUCAAUGGUGAGUCACCAAUUGUUUCUGAGAAAUCGAAAUACCGAGAAUUAAUCAAAACCUCGUGCAAUUUCCGAGAAAUAUGAAGACAUAGAAGCUUUUGUUAAAUCCUGGAACUCUUUGCAUUUCGUACUCGUCGACGGCUUGUUGGAGAAAGUUGAAAUGUUUCCCUCCCGCAUUUCGAAGAAAAGUGACUCGCAAAACGAUGCGAAAGAGUCUGAGAUGUCUUUCUCUCGCAGUUCAAAGAAAGAUUUGCCGAACGACAUAGCCCUAGACGAAGUAAACAAGCACAUUACUGAUACAUUGAGUAUUUUGAGGCGCGAGAUAAGUAAAGUUCGUAAAGAAAAGGAAGCCUUAAUUUGUAUUCGACAGGCAGGCAGUGGGGGCAGGCAGGGGCAGUUUGUUUUAUUAAGGUGUUAUGAGGGGAAGCGGGGGUGGGUGAGUAAGGUUUUUAAACUAGCUUCAGUUCUCAUGUAAAUUUAUGGGGGUGCCAAGUUUUUUUAGAUUUUCUGAGGUUGAUACUAUUUAGAGCUUAAAGGAAGGUCAUGUUUUGUACCUAUGCGUAAAAAAAAAAAAAAAAAAAAAAAAAAAGAAAGGACCUUCAUCUCCUUCUAAGUUUCUGUUCCCCUUUAAAAUUAAGCGUUGUUCAUGUCGUCUUGGUUCUGUAGUGAGAUAACGUGGUGUAUUUGUAAUCCGCAGUCACCUGGUAACCAUUAAAUCAAGAGCCAGCCCAGUUCCUAAAAUCGCCACUUCUAUCUUAAAUCGGUAUCUUAUGAUCUUAUAUCACUCUUCAGAAACACUGUUAUAUUUCCAACCGGCCGGCCGCCAUCUUAACAAAAAAAAUAAAAAGAAAUAGACCGAUAAAGUCCUGGGUACGAUGUUGACAUUUUCUCAUUUCAGGACCGGAAGUGAUAAAGUUUUGUGGCUCAUCAUUUUACGAAAUUUUUUUCUGAGGAUACGUUCUUUUGUCGAUCCAGGAAAAUCAGAGAACUAUCUAAACCACAAAAAUGUCAUACUUAGAGUAUUACAUCCUUUCUAUCUUUUGCACAACUCUACAUUAUUUUUAUUUAUUUACUCGUCAGGCCUUAACUCAAUUGUUAUUUUAUCCUCUAUGCAUUUCUUUUGAAUUUAUCCAUUUCAUUCUAAUAGUGGGUUUCUUGCAUAGUGUAAGGUGUUUAGCGAAACGGUGCAAAUAUAGAAUCACAGUUUAAGAAAAUAUUCGACAUCUUUCAAAAAUAUAUUUCGACAGUUCUACUGUCAUCUUCUGUUCUGAUUUAUACAAAGUACAAAGUUGAAUUUAAAGUGUAUGGCAAAUGCUCAUUGGACAAAACAGACAAUAGAACGAAACAAUGAAUGCAAUUACAGUGAAAGUUUUAAAUUAAUAUUAUAACGUUGAUGAUUAAGUGUAGGUCGCUCCCAUUGAAUGUGAAUAGCUUUUUUUAAAUUUAAGCGCAGGUGGCCCAAGCUCACGUCUCGAGAAAAAGCAAACGAUUAAUUCAUGAAGGCGUUACGCUUUGCGUGACUCGGUCUUAAGUCACGACAGGAACCGUUGAUAAUUUGACACAUUUUAAGGAAUAGUUUUGAAUAGAAUAGUAAUUUUCUCUCUACCACGAGUGAUACAAUAUAUUAAUUUACAAUCAGACAGCGAGGUGAAAUUAAAACAGAUAAACAACAGACAAAUUUUGCAUAUUCUGUGGGAUUUGCUGUGAGCACUUAAGCUUCAAUUAUUUUCGCUGAAAAAGUGUCGACGGGGAAGAGAUGCGGUAAAAUUGACCGCGAAGCGAACUCAUAAUAGGAAUACACUACUUGAUAAUCAACGUUUUCCAAUAUUCAAUUAAUUUUUAUGCAUGGCGUGACUCGAAGUAAUUUAUGCAUUAUGAAAUUGAUACACCCAUACAUUUCCGAGAAAUCAACUUACCGAGAAUCACAGCAACACGCAAAUUCUAAGAAUAGACGUUACAUCUCGGGAUUCUCAGGAAAAACAUUGAUUUCGUCACCUGUCCUUUUUUGCAUAACCCACUUGAAUUAAGAUGUCGACAAAGCGUAACUCAAAGAAAGAUUUACCCGACGAUGAAGCCUUAGACGAAGUGAAUAAACACAUCAAAGACGCUUUCGACAUUCUGAAGCGUGAGACAAACAAGCUUCGCAAGGAAAGAAAUGCGUUUGACGAGGUAGCAAAAAAGCUCGAGCAUGUUCAUUUCUCGACCAUGCUGAAACUCAACGUCGGAGGCCAUUUUUUCUCCACAAGUUUGGCGACAAUGACAAAAGAUCCAGGUACUUUAAAGCGAGUUUUGAAUUUUGAACUAAGAAUUGAGAUCUAGCUUUUUGAUACACUGUACAAAGUUCGCUUUCAUUCAAUAGUUUAUUCAUAAAUUCAAAUUAUGUUUGCAUCCGCAACUGUUUAAGUAGUUGAGAGAAUUCGAUUUUUAUGUCCAUUGUUCAAAACGAUACUAACGUUUAGCGGCUGACUUCUGAAAUUACACCUGCGUCUCUGUGCUUGUUUAAAAACGAGCAGGCGUGUGGAACGCAGUCUUAAAUAAUCCGCCAUUACUUCUAGUCAACUGAAUUCACCACAGUAAAUAGAGAUUACUUCAUGGAAAAUGCGCGCGUACGAUUUUUAUUCACGAGUUGUGUAGUAUCAGAAAACGAACGAGUGAGCGCAGCGAACGAGUGAGUUUUCUGAUACGUAUCAACGAGUGAAUGAAAAUCGUACAAAGCAUUUUCCAUGCUGUAAUGUGUUUAUUUCAUAGCUGCUGAGAUUUUUUCGUGUUGUCUUUGGUAGACAAAUAGCACAGAUGGGGCGAUGAAAAGCGUAAAAAAUAGUUUAAAAAGUUCUCAACAACAAGUUAAUAAAAGUGCAUAAAGUUCAUAACACUUAAGCUUACCUGUGUUCAUCAGAUAUCAAUCAAGUUCAAUGUCUAGGCGGCUCGUACUCGUUGCCAUCUUUAGUGCGUACGGAGAUAAUAAAUUCGCUAAUGAAUUCAUUCAACUCAGCCGCUGAAAUAGCUUCAAUUUUCCUGUCUUCGUCCUUCGUUUUCAAAAAUCGUUUAAGCAAUCUUACAUCUCUUUCAGUUUUUUUGAGCGGUAUUUUUGUUUUCGUGUUCUAAAAUGAAUUCUUUAACUGAGUAAACAGAAGCGAACCUUCCCUCGGCCAUUUUUCAAAGCGCGCGGGUUUUGUGCAACGGCUCUCGCAUGACGUUCUCUUCAGUACGUUCAUUCAUCAUUAGUGAAAUUUCGUCGUUCGCGUUGCUGAUUGGACGAACGAUAAUUUUUCACGGUGAAAUUUUGUUGUUCGUACUCCUGACUGGCUACAUUUAGAAUCAGUACGAAUUUCAUUCACUACGAUUUUUGUGGGUAAAUCUCAGUACCUAUGAAAUAAAAACAUUUUUGAUACGGUUGAAUGCAGCUUGCUUCGUGAUGUACGAUACCACACGCCAAAUUGGAUAAAUGUAGUUGAUUCUUUUUGAAAAAAAAAAAAAAGGAUUAAGGUAUAUUAGAAUGGUUUUGUUCAUCUUGUUUUCACAGGGUCCAUGUUACAUGCCAUGUUUUCAGGCAGAUUUGACACAAAACCUGGCGAGGAUGGAUCUUACUUCAUCGAUCGAGAUGGAACACACUUCCGACAUAUCUUAAAUUAUCUUCGCACUGGGAAACUCGUACUACCGGACGAUAAAGUCGUUCGCAAGGAGUUGUUAAGCGAGGCGGAAUUCUAUCAAAUCGAUGGAAUACUCGAUGAGUUGAAAGCAAAUCCGUUUAAAGAUUCUGCAAUUCUCUCUUCAGAACAGCGCGAAACCCUGGUAGAUUGGUUGAAAGACACUCGCGAAAGCUUAGGCGACGAUUACGUGUUGUUAUACCGAGCUUCUCGCAAUGGAUGGGCCGCCUCUAACUUCCACUCCUGUUGUGAUAACAAAGGACCAACAGUUACAGUGAUAAAGAGCGGAAAUUACAUAUUUGGAGGAUAUACUGAGCAGCCAUGGCAAUCAUCAAGUAAGAGGCCUUUCUGUCAGCCCGCUGAAUCAAACUGCAUUACUCCCCUCCCCCACCCCCCUUAUGAUAAAAUAUCCCAUCCUAAUAUUUUGCUCUCAAAUUUGCUGUUUGCUUUCCAUUUACAAGUUAAUUACAGAAGCAAGAAGUCUUAUGCUUGUGAAUUUCUAUCUUUUUCUUCUUUUUAUUUUGGGGAAAUGUAAUGAUGAUUUUGCCAAAAUACCAAAAAGACUUAAAUCGAUCAGAAAGUGAUACCUUUACAAUCGAUCUAGUUCUACAAAAAACUCCCAAAUGAGAGCUUCCUGGCAUACAGCCCAAACCUCAUCUUAAGAACCUUUUAGUAAUCUUUCUGCUUUAACAACUUCAUUAAGGACUAAUGGAAGAUUCAGCCAACCGCCCCCAUCCCCCCUCCUUUCUUGUACGGUGAGUCAGCUUGCUUACAUCUCGGAGUGAUAAACCCUUUUGACUGACAGUUCAAUGAAAAUGUCAGGUUUUGUAGGACUCCCUAAUACCAUGAAUAAUGCAUUGAUGUCUUUGCUGUUGUUGUAGCGGCAUUUUUAUUUUGUUUUUAUGUUUGCUUUGUUUUUUUGUUUUCUUUGUUAACUUUGUUUGGUUUUGUUGUUUUUUGUGUGUGGGUUUUUUUUUUCGUUUGAGAGGGACUUCGAUCUCAUGACAGGGUUGUUGUUGUUGUUUUUUUUUGUAUAUUUUAAAUUAGCUGUUACCAUUGCAUAGUCAAACCAUCGAUAAGAAAAAUCUUUCUAGAGCUGAACACUAAGUCUCCUUUAUUUUAAGGAAGUGAACUUCUCUCUCAUCUCAGAGUAACGUAAGGGCAGUGUGAUUUUUUAGAGGUCGUGAUGCACUGAAAUGAAAAUAAUAGCUCAAGCUACAACCACAGGCGUUAAUUAUUGCUGUGGCAAUUUCUUGUCCUGGUUUUGUCCCUAUUUGCUACCGAGAAUUGUUAUUCAACCAAUGUAACUCAGUAAAUAUCUUUUAUCAGAUACUGCAUCGUACAAAAGAGCACCAGGUUCUUUCCUGUUCAGCCUUGUCAAUGCCAGUGGCUUGCCACCAACAAAGAUGCCUUUGAUAGAUGGUAAGGAAGGAAGUGCCAUCUACUGCUACAGUAGCUGUGGUCCAGUAUUUGGAGGUGGACAUGAUCUUUGCGUUCCAAAUUGUCCAAAUUCCUCCAACUGCUCCGUUAACCUUGGAAAUACAUACCAGUGCCCAGCAGGUCAGAAUGGUAACCUUUUCUUAACAGGAGGUCAAUACUUCGUUGUGAAUGAAAUGGAAGUUUUUGUGCUCGAAAAUUAA
This is a messenger RNA of Pocillopora meandrina, 27879 nucleotides long. The record is from the annotation of a GenBank genome assembly. NCBI's taxonomy places the organism in Eukaryota, Metazoa, Cnidaria, Anthozoa, Scleractinia, Pocilloporidae.